Messenger RNA from Pseudozyma flocculosa PF-1, 3396 nucleotides. RefSeq lists its product as uncharacterized. Bases 1 to 3396 code for a protein of 1131 amino acids. The record is from RefSeq and is a predicted model, not a curated record. Gene Ontology annotation, molecular function: zinc ion binding; ubiquitin-protein transferase activity; chromatin binding. Gene Ontology annotation, biological process: histone catabolic process. The transcript is spliced from 5 exons. Gene Ontology annotation, cellular component: Lid2 complex. Lineage: Eukaryota; Fungi; Basidiomycota; Ustilaginomycetes; Ustilaginales; Ustilaginaceae.
AUGGCGUCCUCGUCGUUGGCGGCCACGGGCCUUACCUCCGCGCCACCAGCGCUGCAACAGAACUCGCAACGCCAGACUCACCUGCCAACGUCCAACGGCGGCUCGCCGGCGCCUUCGAGCCGGUCCGCCGCUCCCAUCACCACCGUGGCAAUACGCAACGGCAAGACCAUCGGCAUUAAUGAUCACAUCUACAUCUCGGCUGCCUGGGCUCCGGGAGCGGGAGAGCCGUACGUGAUCGCGAGGGUGAUGGAGUUUGUCACUGCGGCAUCGUCGCGCAGCGGCGCCGCGGCGCUGGCCAGCUCGUCGGGCACGCUCCAGGUGCGCGCCAACCUCUUCCUACGCAUGCGCGACAUCACCGUGCGCAGCAGCAGCGACCCGCGCCUGCUGGUGGCGACGAUGCACUCGGACGUCUUCAACCUGGAAAACGUGCGCGGCAUCUGCAACGUCCGCCACCGCGACCUCAUCGGCAGCGGCUCGGCGCCCGACGUCAGCCAGUGGAAGAAGAAGGAGGACCACUUCUACUACCACCAGCUCUACGACCGCUACAUCCACCGCUUCUACGAUGUGAUCCCGACCGAAAAGGUCAAGAACGUGCCGCCAGAGGUGCUCUCGACGCUGCGACAGAGGUACUCGUUUGUCAUUGCCGAGCCCGGCAUGAUGGCCGACCUCUGCGACGCGCUGCGAGGGUGCGCCGUCUGCCACCGGUGGGCCGCAAGCGUCGAAUCGGUACGGUGCGACACGUGCAAGAAGUUCUUCCACAUGAAGUGCCUCAAUCCGCCGCUGGCCUCGAAGCCGGCCAAGGGAUACAGCUGGACCCCGGCGCCCGAAAAGACGAUCGACGACAUCCGCGGGACGCGCUGCUUCAACCGUUGGCCCUACCGCUACUUUGGCCAGCACACGCACGCGCUUGACGUGCUCGACCCGCACGACUCGGUCUACCCGAUCGCCGCCACGCGGCUCGGCGUCAAGUACCAGGCGGUGCUUCCCAGCUGGCAGGAGCAGCAGGCCGCCGGGCUCGGCGUCCACUUCCGCGUCAAGGGCUCGGGCAAGGACGAGGACGGCGGCGCCGUCGCCGACGAGAGCGCCGAGGCGCGCGCCGCCACGGCCAUCAAGAGAAAGGGCGGCCGUCCGGCAAAGCGCAAGCGCGGCGGAGGCGUAGCCGACGGGCCCGACCGCUCCGACUCGCCCAUGACGACUGUCAACACGCCGACCAUGCUGCCGGCGCCGUUGCCCUCGGAGCCGCCCGAGUUUGAGCGCGGCACCGACCAGAGCGUCGAGGCCAUCUUCCUGCCGUCGGUCGUCGCCGGCGAGCGCAACCUCGACGUCUACCUCAAGGCGGCCCACAGCGCGCUCAAGGGCGUCGACAACUUCAACGUCGACUUCCUCGACCGCGCGCUGACGCUCCUCACCGAGAGGGGCGGCGACAUGGUGGCCGCCCUCCAGGCGCUGUCGCAGAGCAAGCCCGAGGAUCUGCGGAUCGUCCACUGGACGUCGCGCGAGCUCAAGCAGUUUGACACCGCCAUGCGCGAGUGCAGCUCCGACAUGCGCCAGCUCAAGAAGCGCAUCCCCACCAAGCGCUACUCGGACAUUGUGCGCCACUUUGUCGUGUGGAAGGUGCAGCGGCUGCGCGAGGACCUCGAGGCGCAGGCGGCCGAACCGCAGGGCAGCGGCAGCGGCGCCGCGUCGUCCGCCCAGGACGUGCAGGGACCCUCUGGAUCGGCGACCUCGCCCUCGGCCCGGGCGUCGGUGUCGCGGGCAGUCUCGCCCAGCCUGUCGGUGUUUGGCGACGACGACGCGCCGCCCGCCGCCUCGUCGGGCCCCCGCGGCUGCUCGAUGUGCUCGACGACCACCAGCGAGGUGUGGUACAAGGGCCACCACCUGUGGCCCAACCGCUACCUCUGCAUCAACUGCGGCCUCUACUGGCGCAAGUACGCCGCCGAGGCGCACAACACCGAGCUCGUCUCGGUCAACACGCGGCACAAGACGGCCAACGCCGCCAGCACCGCCGCCGCCGUCACCUCGACGGCCGCAGAAGAGAACGGCGUGCUCGGCGUCGCACCGUUCACCAAGCUGGCGGCCAAGGGCAAGGAGAGGGACAAGGACAGGGGCGCAGCCGCGGCGUCGACCUCGGCGCCCCAAGCCGAGCCGGCGCCGUGCGUGCUGUGCGGCGCCGUCGAGCCGCGCGCCAGCCUGGCGCAAUGCCAAUCGUGCUCCCUGAGCGUGCACCAGGCGUGCUUUGGGCUCGACGCCGCCGACAUGGAGGCGGCCGCGGCGGGCUCGUGGCUCUGCGAGGCGUGCGAAAACGAAGAGACGCUCGACGCCGCGCUGCCGACCGAGUGCAACAACUGGGUCCACGUCCUCUGCGCCCUCUUUACGCCCGAGGUCGUCUUUUCCGACCCUUUGCGGCUGAAGACGGUCGAGGGAUGCGGCAACCUGCCCGCCUGGCGCUACGAGUCGACGUGCUACGUCUGCGACCAGCGCGCCGGCAGCUGCAUCACGUGCGCCGAGAGCGGGUGUCGCCGCACCUUUCACGUCUCGUGCGCCGUCAACCGGCCAGAAGACUUUGCCAUCGGCUUCGAGGUCGGCCCGCCGCGCAAAAAGGGCGGCGUCGAGACGACCACCUUCCGCGGCGAGACGGGCGUCCUGUCCGCCGUCGUCUACUGCGCGGACCAUCGCCCCGCCGUCGCCGCGCCGAAAGCAGCCGCCGCCGGGUCCAGCGCCGCAGCCACCGCGCUCGCCCUCGCCACGACCAAGGGCGCCAGGUUCUUUGGCCUCGCAGAGCUCGACGACGACGGCGCCUCGACGGCGCUCCAGCUCUACGCACGCACCUACAAGCACGUCGGCGCCACCGUCACCGGACACGGCACCUCGAACGCCGCCUCGUCCGUCGUCGCGCACAUGACCGAGUCGUCGUACGCGCUGCUGCGCAGGGCAAAGCGCUUCGACCUGCUCUCGUCGUCGGCAUCGGCACCCUCCCCCUCUCGCGCCGGCGCAGCGGGCAUCGCGGGUGCGCCAGGCGUCACCACGACCCCCGCCCCGACAGAGAUGCGCGUCGGCCUGCACAUCGGCUCGUCGUCGGCGUCGUCGUCGUCGUCGCGCUUCGGCCUCGCCAUCGACAUCGGCGGCGAGGACGUCCAGGAAGAAGCGGAAGAGUGCUGGAAGUGCCAUACCAAGACAUCGCCGUUCUGGUGGUCGAUCCCGCCUCCCUCUGACGUCGCCGUUGCCCCACCCGCAAACACCGAGAGACAAGUCAAGAGGGAAGAGGGCGUCUCGUCGUCGCCACUGCUCGACGGCCAAGAGAGCGCUCCGAAAAGGUCGACGGGCGGCAACCCGGUCUGCUGCACCUUUUGUCGCGCCACGUUUUUCCCCAGCGUCGAGAUGCACGUCGACCUGUAG